Rhipicephalus sanguineus (brown dog tick) is the source of this 2650-nucleotide messenger RNA. Its product is annotated as cell division cycle protein 23 homolog. Lineage: Eukaryota; Metazoa; Arthropoda; Arachnida; Ixodida; Ixodidae. Gene Ontology annotation, molecular function: protein binding. The record is from RefSeq and is a predicted model, not a curated record. Gene Ontology annotation, cellular component: anaphase-promoting complex. Gene Ontology annotation, biological process: cell division.
AUGGCAGCUGUGGAACUUCGGCGGACUCCCUCGGGGUCCGCUGCUAGUCAGCGGUGCCGGCCCGCCCGGACCCGAGGAUAUCCGUCUACAAUCUUUCUACGCUCUCUAGCAUGGCGCAAGGUUUUGAGUUUAGACUUUCCCGUGAUCAAGCGCGAUUUGCUGCGCUCUCGGCGCGAGUGCGCUCUGCGAGGACUGCGACAGAGCGCGAAGUGGGCGUCCGAGCUCGCGUACGCUCUGCGUGACGUAGAGGCGAGUCCACAGGACUCGACGGCGGCGGUCGACCGCAAUGACGACUUGGACGAUACGUACUUCCUCGCCAAGAGCUACCUGGACCUCCAGGAGUACGACCGGGUCGCGUACUUCACCAAGAAUGCCACGGGGACGACGCGAUUCCUUCACUAUUACGCGAGGUACCUCUCGGACGAGAAGAAGCGACUGGACGACACCGUCGAGCCGAUCACGGCUGCGGACCGCGGGGCAAGCCAGGAGCUGAAAGACCUACAGACAGAGCUGAGAGCCCUCCGACCCAAGCUCGAUGGUUUCUGCCUCUACAUCUACGGUGUGGUCCUCAAGCGGCUCCAGCUGCAGCAACAGGCCGUUGAUGUCUUCGUCGAGGCCGUGCACGCCGAGCCCCUGCACUGGGGCGCCUGGCUGGAGCUGUCGUCUCUGGUGGCCGACUGCGACCACCUGCGCAGCCUCGAGCUGCCCAACCACUGGAUGAAGGAGUUUUUCCUUGGCCACACUUACCUCGAGUUGCAGCUCAACGAGGAGGUGCUUGAGACAUACGAGCAGCUCCAAAAGGGACCCUUCCUCGAAAGCACGUACCUCAUGGCACAGGUCGCCAUUGCAUACCACAACAUGCGGGUCGUCGACAAGGCCAUUGAGGGCUUCCAGAAGCUGCGCAAGGCCGACCCAUUCCGGCUGGACAACAUGGAUAUCUACUCCAACCUGCUGUACGUCAAGGAGUUGCGUGUCGAGCUGAGCCACCUGGCCCACAGCGUGUGCGCCAUCGACAAGUACAAGCCCGAGACAUGCUGCGUCAUCGGCAACUUCUACUCGCUUCGGUCCCAGCACGAGAAGGCCGUCCUCUACUUCGGCCGCGCACUGCGUCUCAACCCGAACUACUUUGCGGCGUGGACCCUCAUGGGCCACGAGUACAUGGAGAUGAAGAACACCAACGCCGCCAUCCAGUCGUACCGGCAGGCCAUUGAGGUGAACCGUCGGGACUACCGGGCCUGGUACGGGCUGGGACAGACCUAUGAGAUACUCAAGAUGCCCAAUUACUGUCUCUACUACUACAGGCAAGCGCAGGAGCUGCGGCCCAACGACUCGCGCAUGAUGGUGGCGCUGGGUGAGGCCUACGAGAAGCUGGACAAGCACCAUGAGGCCAAGAAGUGCUUCUGGCGGGCCCACUCUCUCGGGGACUUUGAAGGGCUCGCCCUGUUCAGGCUGGCGCGCGUCUAUGAGCGCCUCGGCGAGAGCGAACAGGCCUGCGCGGCGUUUACCGACUAUGUGAGGCAAUGCGAGAGCCAGUGCUACCGGGCGGACCGUGAGGACCUGGCUCAUGCCUGCCGCUUCCUGGCCAGGCACCACCUGGCCCAGAAGGACCUGGAUGCAGCGUACGAGUAUGCACACAAGUGCACCGAGUUUCCCGAGACCAAGGAGGAAGCGCGGGGCCUGCUCAAGCAGGUGACCGACGCCCGGCUCUUUGAACAGGAUUCGGGGGGCGGGGACAUGCAGAUCGAGGAAGAUGAAGAAGACGACGACUCACUCCUCACGGGUCAGGACUCUCUUAUCUGCGAGGUUGCGGACGUGGGGGGCUUCAGGACUCCGAACAAGUGAUCGCUGUUGUGUAGAUAGGAUGCGGGAAACGGUGCCGUGCGAUUCGAGGACGAAGAAAGAGAUGAGAAUGACCUGAAAUGCCACUGGACAAGACUCGGUCACUCCUGACAUUGCGGAUGUGGGUGGCUCUUGAAGCCGCGAUGAAUAAUUAUUGUCAUAAAUCGUAGAUGCAUGUUCCAUUCGCUUGUCUAAGGAUGAAAUAGGCGAAAGUGCAUUGGUGGGGUAUUUGGUUGACGAUCAUAAGUUUGAACAACGGGACUGAACGCGGACAGAGAAGUGUACAUGCAAGCACACACAUGAUGUGCGUGCAUGUGUUCUCUGUGUUCAGUUGCGCUGUUCAGACUUAUUACGAUUGUCUAAAGGGCGAUGGCUACAACGGUUGAUGAAUCAGAGAAAGCUGAAAGUGGACUCAGUGUGCUGUGGUGGCAAAUGUGUGGGCUUCUGGACUGAUUGUCGGUGUGAUUCAGGUAGGGGACGAAUAAGCUUAGGAUGGGAAGUGUAUGCUUUUCCGAAUGCACUUGUUAAUGAGACUAUUGCGACGUUUAGAUUUGGAUGAGAACUUUUUGGUGGUCAUUUGCUAACUUCACAUUUCUAUGCGAAGAUAUUUGCCCCAGGUCAAACGUGUUUGAGUGUUCUUGGACAGGCUGCAGAAAAAGGUGAAAUGGCUGUGACUUGCUGUUCAGAGACUGAAACUCGCAAAAUGUGGGUUAGGCUUCGAGACCUGCAAUCGGUGGCCAUUGCCGCAAAUUAAUUGAUAUCGUACCCAUCAAAUUUGAAGGGGCUAUGGGAAGCAGGGCAGGCAUUGAAU